UCCCACCUCUGGACACGGCUAUAGCAAGUGGAUUCUUGGCGUCAUGGCUCUUUCCACUGGAAGAAAUGAGAUUUGUUCGUCGGUUAUCCGGCGUCAUUUUCAGCCAGGCAUGGAAGAACUCGUGGGCUUUGCUCAGUGUCUGAUAGAAGCCGGGACGGACCUGAGCAUGUGUCACAACAUGAAGAGGCACAUUGUCAGAGCAUCGCAAGAAAUGGGGGAGGCUCUGCAAGAGCUCCAAGGAGGCCUGACUACUAUUGAUGCCAAAUCUGUCCAGUUGGUGGCACAGAAGCAAUACUUGGAGUGGGAGAGGCAAGCACAGGCUGAGAAACUCCGUAGCCUAAGGCACCAAAUGGAUUCACACAACAACCUGGAAAGCAGGUCCAAAGGGAUGCUGGAAACAGCUCAGAAGCAUCUUGAAGAAAUGCAGCGGCAGCUCUACCGAAAAGAGGGUGAAGUCCAGCACAAUGAGAUGAUAAGAAACGCUGGCCUCACAAUGAUGUUCAUCCCGAUUGUGGGAACGAUCGCUGGUGGUAUCAUAGCUUUUUGUAGCCAAAUGGCCCUCGAUGCUGCCCAGAAGGCUAAGAGAGAAGCUGAAGUUGAAGUGAAUCGCCAUUCUGCAGAGGUUGCCCGGUGCGCAGCUGAAAUCGACAGCUGCCAAACUGAGAUAAGAGAAGCUGAAGCCAAAAUUUGGACAAGCAAAAACAGACUCUCUUCAAUUGAAUGGGAAAAACAGUGGCUGACUUCACAGCAAGCAGAAGUGGUGACCCUUCAGAACACCCUGAGAAAAUGUGUGACCUUCCUAGCCGUUCUGUCAGGGAAAGUGGACAUGGCCGAACUCUUAACUCGUGAUGUUGUGAUCUAUCGUGAGCUUGAAAGGAUUCUUGAAGAAAUUGUCAAUCAUGUGUUCCCCUUGAUGGGGCAGGGAAAUCAAACGUGUGUGAUGGCCCUCUCCACCUCUGAAAUACGAGACCUUGUUGGAAGGUUAAAAUGUGCUAGAGAACAACUCAGUUUAGAAGGGCCAAGGUCAGGAUGGGGAAAUGUUGCCAUAGACUUCUAGCCAGCCAGUCUCAGGCAGCACAAAGGCCUGAGAAGUGGCAAUUCAGGCAAGCAUGCUAAGGUCCCAUAUCCAUGUAAGUGUGUAAGUCACAUUACACUUCUAGUAA
Molecule: messenger RNA, 1163 nt
Organism: Sphaerodactylus townsendi
Lineage: Eukaryota; Metazoa; Chordata; Lepidosauria; Squamata; Sphaerodactylidae
Exons: 3
Coding region: 44-1057 (337 amino acids)
Source: RefSeq, a predicted model, not a curated record